This is a messenger RNA of Arabidopsis thaliana (thale cress), 1543 nucleotides long. Its product is annotated as BTB/POZ domain protein, putative (DUF177). NCBI's taxonomy places the organism in Eukaryota, Viridiplantae, Streptophyta, Magnoliopsida, Brassicales, Brassicaceae. Bases 397 to 1362 code for a protein of 321 amino acids. The record is from RefSeq and is marked reviewed. Gene Ontology annotation, cellular component: chloroplast nucleoid. The transcript is spliced from 3 exons.
AUUUCAACUUCUCUCUUUAUACCACCACCAACUAGGCUUUAGAUCAUUCACGACGUGAAUCUAAAACACUAAAACCCGACUUUGUUAGUUUUAUUGGGGUGCGGUUAGGUUUGAUAUAAACCUGGAAAUACCGGUAUUUGAACCGAAGUUGACCGGGUGAGACUUUUUAGGAUAAACCCAAGCAGCCAUUUCCGAGUAAGAAGAGCUCUGUUUCUGAAAGAAGUUUUACAGAGUCGAUCGUCUAAAGCGUUGUUGAAGCACUUGUUAGUGGUGCUCUGUUUCAAGCUGGAUAAACCCAAUCCUAUUGGGAUUUGGCUGGAUUUUAUACCAUAUUUUAGCAUGAUUGUUUGAUAAACGCUUGAUAAAUUGCCUCUUGUUGUCACCUUUGCUACGAAAAUGUCUCUGGUUUGCUCUUUAUCUUGUGUAGCUCCCUUGCCACAGACUAAACAGUCGCGUCCAAGUUUUCUGAAACUCGAAACAUGUACCUUAAGUUUAUCUUCUCCCGCUGGCUAUCCUAAUUUUACCACCGGUAUUAGGAAGCAUAUCAGUUACUUGUUCACUGAACCGAUCAAGCUUCCUAGGCUAGCAAAGAGUCGGAUAUUAGUUAGUCAGGAGUCUUUUACAGAGACCAGCACAAUAGAUAUGGAUUGGGAAGAUCAGGAGGAAAUUGAGGAUACUGGGUCACCUUGGGAAGGUUCGGUUAUGUAUAGGAGAAAUGCUUCAGUUACACAUGUUGAAUAUUGCACUACCUUAGAGAGGCUUGGGUUGGGAAGGUUGUCAACAGAUGUCUCGAAGAAGAGAGCUUCUGCAAUGGGACUUAGAGUGACAAAAGAUGUCAAGGAUUAUCCAGAUGGCACACCAGUUCAAGUUUCGGUUGAUGUCAUAAGGAAGAAGAAGAAGCUGAGACUUGAUGGAAUUGUCAGGACUGUUAUCACACUCGGCUGCAACAGAUGUGGUGAGUCAACAGGUGAGAGCAUCUUCUCCAACUUCUCGCUAUUACUAACCGAAGAGCCAGUUGAAGAACCCGAUGUCAUUGAUCUAGGAUUCACAUUCGGUAAUGACAAAGAAGAAGGCGAAGAUGAUGAUGAUAAUGAUGAUUCAUGGAUAGAUUGGGAGGAUAAGCUUCAUUUUCCACCUGAGGUGAAAGAAAUAGAUAUCUCAAAGCAUAUAAGAGACUUGGUGCAUUUAGAAAUCACCAUCACUGCGAUAUGCGAUUCUGCAUGUAAAGGAAUGUGCUUGAAGUGUGGUGCGAAUCUGAAUAAGAGGAAAUGUGAUUGUGGCAGAGAAGAGAAGGAUAAAGGAUAUGGACCUCUCGGAAAUCUUAGAGAGCAAAUGCAACAAAAAGAGGGACUAAGGAACUAAACUCAACUCAACGAUAAUUGUAUGUAUUUUCCUUUUUACAUCUUCAUCUUGUUGGUGUUACUGUCAUAAAACUCAAAAUCAGGUACAAUAAUGUUCAAAUGUGAAUCUUAAGUAGCUAUAACGUUUUCAUUAUCUCAUUCAUAUGAUUUUUAUUUAGAAUCAAUCAUUACAUAUUCUUGUA